This is a messenger RNA of Peronospora matthiolae, 276 nucleotides long. NCBI's taxonomy places the organism in Eukaryota, Oomycota, Peronosporomycetes, Peronosporales, Peronosporaceae. The record is from the annotation of a GenBank genome assembly.
AUGAAGCGGGGUCCCUGUCAGACACAAGUUCACGGAGUAACCCGUGAAGUGAAAGAUGGUAUGGAUGAAGACUCGAGUACAGACCUGGGCUGUGAUGGAAUCUGGAACAGCAACAAGAUGUACCGUCUUGCUGAACCUAUCAACAAACACAAGAUGUACCAUCUUGCUGAACCUAUCGACAAACACAAGAAUACCAGUAUUCUUGUGAGCGUCAUUGGGAAACCCGAAGACGAAGUCCAUCGAUACGGACUGCCAGCACUCUGCCGGAAUUGGUAG